AUGUUAUAUAAAGCAGAUAAAGAUAUGAAUUAUUCUCAAAAAAAUGAGCGAUUGAUGUCCUCUCUGAAUGACCAGUCACAGCAGAUAGCCAGUUUAACAUCCACUGUGCAGGGUCUGGUGCAGCAGGUAGAACGCCUGACAGGCCAGGAUCGAUAUCAAGCUGUGCUAAUGGACAAAACGACCGACCAAACCAAGGACCAGACAAACGUGAAAGGGACAACCAAUGCCAAUGUUAAAGAGGGUAUGUCUCUAUAGAAAUUGAGGUGCUGCUUCAAUGGGGGGUAUAAUAGGAUAACUUGGUUUUAUCAACUGAGUUGAUGAUGUAAAUUGUUCACCAUAAAGAAUUUCUAAAGCUGACGUUUCGACCGGCAGCCCUUCGUUAGAGCGAACAUAGAAAUUUUGGGUUUGCUUGUUUUAUAUGCAGAAAAAUAGUAGUCUUACCAAUAAUCACACUCUUACUCGUAUCUGACACAUCAUUUCCCGCAAGUUAUUAUUGAAUAGGAAUCUCUUUUUUUUUAAGGGCGGGGGGGGGUACUGGUGUAUUGAUAAGCCUAUGUUACGCAGAGCUAGGUUCUUUUCUGUUCUAAAAACAUCAAUGAAGUCUGAUUGAUGAUCGUAAUGUAUUUAGUAUGAUGGUCGUCUUAAUUAUCUACUGUUUUUUAUUUAUUACAGGUGGUACUAUGAAACAGGGCUUCAAGCCUAAAUUAAUCAAUGAUAUUGAAGUAGGUAUGAAGGUCUUGUUUAGUCUUUUUGGGAAACGUCGAGGAACAGUCAAGUACGUUGGACCUGUUGCUGGCCAUGGAUCUAGAGAUUGGCUCAGCGUAGAGUUAGAUCCAGAUCAAGGUAAUAUGAUGAUUAAAAUGAACUAA
Molecule: messenger RNA, 869 nt
Organism: Pocillopora meandrina
Lineage: Eukaryota; Metazoa; Cnidaria; Anthozoa; Scleractinia; Pocilloporidae
Source: the annotation of a GenBank genome assembly